CCGGAGCGCUCCCCAUGGACCAGAUGGAGGGUUCGUCUGCGGAGGAGCCGCCUGCGCAUGCUCCAUCGCUUGGAAAAUUUGGUGAGCGGCCUCCACCUAAACGACUCACUAGGGAAGCUAUGCGAAAUUAUUUAAAAGAGCGAGGGGAUCAAACAGUGCUUAUUCUUCAUGCAAAAGUUGCACAGAAGUCAUAUGGAAAUGAAAAAAGGUUUUUUUGCCCUCCUCCUUGUGUGUAUCUUAUGGGCAGUGGCUGGAAGAAAAAAAAAGAACAAAUGGAACGCGAUGGUUGUUCAGAACAAGAAUCUCAACCAUGUGCAUUUAUUGGAAUAGGAAAUAGUGACCAAGAAAUGCAGCAGCUGAACUUGGAAGGAAAGAACUACUGCACAGCCAAAACAUUGUAUAUAUCUGAUUCAGACAAGAGAAAGCACUUCAUGCUGUCUGUAAAGAUGUUCUAUGGCAACAGUGAUGACAUUGGUGUGUUCCUAAGCAAACGGAUAAAAGUCAUCUCCAAACCUUCCAAAAAGAAGCAGUCACUGAAAAAUGCUGACCUCUGCAUUGCCUCAGGAACAAAGGUGGCUCUGUUUAAUAGACUCCGAUCCCAGACAGUUAGCACCAGAUACUUGCAUGUAGAAGGAGGUAAUUUCCAUGCCAGUUCUCAGCAGUGGGGAGCAUUUUACAUUCAUCUCUUGGAUGAUGAUGAAUCAGAAGGAGAAGAAUUCACAGUCCGCGAUGGAUACAUCCAUUAUGGACAAACAGUCAAACUUGUGUGUUCAGUUACUGGCAUGGCACUCCCAAGAUUGAUAAUUAGGAAGGUUGAUAAGCAGACCGCGUUACUGGAUGCCGAUGAUCCUGUGUCACAGCUCCACAAAUGUGCAUUUUACCUUAAGGAUACAGAAAGAAUGUACUUGUGCCUUUCUCAAGAAAGAAUAAUCCAGUUUCAGGCCACUCCAUGCCCAAAAGAACCAAAUAAAGAGAUGAUAAAUGAUGGAGCUUCCUGGACAAUCAUUAGUACGGAUAAGGCAGAGUAUACAUUUUAUGAGGGAAUGGGCCCUGUCCUUGCCCCAGUCACACCUGUGCCUGUCGUAGAAAGUCUUCAGUUGAAUGGCGGUGGGGACGUAGCAAUGCUUGAACUUACAGGACAGAAUUUCACUCCAAAUUUACGAGUGUGGUUUGGGGAUGUAGAAGCUGAAACUAUGUACAGAUGUGGAGAGAGUAUGCUCUGUGUUGUCCCAGACAUUUCUGCAUUCCGAGAAGGCUGGAGAUGGGUCCGGCAGCCAGUCCAGGUUCCAGUAACUUUGGUCCGUAAUGAUGGAAUCAUUUAUUCCACCAGCCUUACCUUUACCUAUACCCCAGAACCAGGGCCACGGCCACAUUGCAGUGCAGCGGGAGCAAUCCUUCGAGCCAACUCAAGCCAAGUGCCCCCUAAUGAAUCAAACACAAACAGCGAGGGAAGUUACACAAACGUCAGCACAAAUUCAACCAAUGUCACAUCAUCUACAGCAACAGUUGUGUCCUAACUACCGUCUGUUUGCUAGGACUUACACUGACUUGAGUGCGGCAAAAUGUUGACAGAAAAAAAAGAAAGAAAAAAAUGAACAAUCUUUUGUGGUUUCUUGGGAAAACUUUUCAUACCAGGUUAUACUAUUCAAAAACCCCGUUACCUGCAAGUGCUGAUUUGAAGUGCAGAAGCCACAGUAAAACAAAACAAACAAACAACAAAAAAAAACUUGUGCAAACUUCUGGAAGUCAGUUUUUUUCAGCUGUUAUUUUUGUUUGGUUGGUUUUUGUUUGAUUUUGUUUAAAUGGGCGAGAAAUAGAGAUGUGGCUGGAGUAAAAGUUAAUCAAAGUGAAGUCGCUCAGUCGUGCCCGACUCUGUGCGACCCCAUGGGCUGUAGCCUGCCAGGCUCCUCUGUCCAUGGGAUUCUCCAGGCAAUAGAACUGGAGUGGGGUGCCAUUUCCUCCUCCAGGGGAUCUUCCCGACCCAGGGAUCAAACCCGGGUCUCCCGCAUUGUAGACAGACGCUUUACCGUCUGAGCCACCAGGGAAGUCCUCAAAAAAAAAGUUAAUCAAACUAGAAGACAAAAAUCUAACAUAGUUUUUAUGGACCAAGGAACUUGUAUAAGCUUUAGUAAAAGGUACAUUUUCAUCAUACCUUUUUUAUAUCACAUAUAUAAUACACCUUUGUUACCAAAUAGGUUGUUCUCCUCCCCACCCACUUUGAGCUUUUGCUCUUAAGUACAUUCAGGUUCCAAGCCUGACCAUGGUUGUUUAAUCUAAUUACCAUACUCUUCCAGGUCUUUCUGGUCCAAGGCUGGAACUGUUCUUUUAUUAUUUUUUUAAAAGCUGAAGUCUUAUGACUUUUCUUGAAUGGAAGGUGUUUUGAUUUCAGCAAGUCAAAUCUUGUAAAGGCCUGCAUUCAUAUUUCUUUUAAGAUAUGAAGUCUGUGCAAAAGCUUUAAAAAAAAAAUGCCUCUGCCUUGCCUGCAAUACAUUCAAUGUACUUAGUCUCUAUUCUCAAAUACCGUUGAUAGUUAUUUCUCUGUGUUACUUUUUUUUUUAAUGUAUUUAUAGUGGUAAUCUAAGAGGUUCUAACAUUUACCUGAAAUUAAAUGUGGCCAUUUAGUCAUUAAUGAGUUAAUGGCAUGGAACAUGUUGGUUUUUACAGUGUUCCCUCCCUUUUUCCUGUGCAGAAAUGUAUCUACUCAGUCAACAUUUGUUCAGGUUUCCUCCCCCUCCUUAUCUUGUACAUAACUUGUAUUAUGUGUAAGUUAAACAUUUUAUUUUGAACUUGGAAUAUUCCCAGUGAUUUCAUUCAGCAGGGUGUUUUUCUGCCUUGUUGGCAUAUGAUAACAAAAAAGUAUCAUGCUAAGUAUUUGCUACCAGUUGGUAGAUGGUGCCCUUAUUGUAUAAUGAGGAAAAAUCUCAGCAAAAGCAAGGUUUUAUUUACUUUUUCUUUGGUGGGGGGGUAGCCUAGGUCAAAACAUCACUGUAACCUUGAAACAGGAUGCUUUUACUAGAUGACCAACUAAAAUAGCUGGAAGACAAUACUUUAGAAAUGGAUAGUUGUAAGAUUAUAAAAAUGCAAAUGUAAUUUAUCUUUCCAUUUCUCUCCCUUUUUUUGUCUUCUCUUCCCCAACACUGAGUGUCUUCACAAAUGUCACCUACUCAGAAAGCAUUUCUUCUCCGUUUAAGGUUUGAUUGUAUUCCGGGUCGUGUGCUGCCUAUCUGUGCUGGGCUCACCUCUCUUACAUUGGUUUUGUUCCUACACUCUGGUUAUACCUUUGUUUGGUUUCUUAGAAAUUGCGGCAGACUCAUUGGGCUACAUUUAGUACAGGAUCUCUGUGUGUAAUGUUAUAGGACAUGGUCUAGUAAUACAAUCAUCUUUCUUCGAGUAAAAACUACCUCUAGAUUGUGGUAAGCUUUUACUGUCCCAUAAAACAGAAGCCACAAGUACCUUAAGGAUGCAAAACUGUAACUUCCUGCAUAUCUUUCCGUACAGAAAUUGUCUUUUUGGUGUCCUGGGCUAUUUUGAAAAGUUUCCACCCGUCGGCUUUUUAAAAACAUCAUCAUUAGUAGCUUCCCCCCAUUCCCACCCCACAGCUUUGAUAAAUCUUCAUUACUCAUUCUUUUGCCUAGACUAUGCCAUUGUAAAUAUAGUUCCUAACAUCUUGAAAUUGCUUUUUCCUCAGUUUUUAAGGGCGAAGUCAUUUGUAAAACACGUAGUUAAAGUUAUUGUGGUCUUUUCUUUACUGCAAGCCUUUUUAAUUACUACAGGCUGCAUUAUGCUAUAUAUAGCCUUUCUCUCUUUAAGUCUGCUCCCGUCACUAGCUUCUCUUGUAAGCUAAUCCUGCCUCAUACUUUAAAUCUGUUUCAGUGACCAAGGGCAGAAUUCUUUGUGGCCUUAUCUUUCUUUGUUUUAACUGUUUACUGGCUUUUUCUUGCAAACUUGCUUAUUUCUGAGUAGUAUUUAUUCUGCUCUCUGUUGAGUCUGGAAGUAGCCUUCACACAGUGCUUUUUGUUCAGAGCGCAGAAAUGUUUUCAGUGCUGCUGAAAUGGGCCACAGGUUUCCUCCACUUCCCAAGUUUGUUAUUUAGUUACCAAUUUAUAUUAAAUUAACUGAUAACAAAUAAGAUGCUUUUGAAGCACAAACUAUUCCUACCCAGCAUUGCAACUCAAAAUAUUUUUUUUCAAGUUUAUGACUUUAUUAAAAUGAACUUUUGCUUUUUUACUGUUUAUGUCUAAUUUUGGCUCUUUAUUUUAAUAAGAUAAUUGAAAUAUUGGACUGUAAACCCUUUUCAUUGUUGGUUCUUUUUUUAAGAGUAUAUUUAAGAGUAUACUCCUAUAGGCCCCCACCCCCACCCCCUGCCACUGUUUUAUGCCAUUCUACAUACCACAAACUGAAAUGAUUUGUCUAUUAUGGCUCAUCGUUUAUCAGUAGUUCUUUUGUCAGCUGCUUAAAAAAAAUUUUUGUGAAUUUUUUUCAGUGUAUAAUUUACAGGAGCCUCGUCCUCCAGUUAUAGUAUUGUAGAACGUGGCCCUUCCACCAAUUGUGGCAUUAUUAGAGAUGCUGAUCAGUUUCCCUCAUAAAGGCUCUCAGAAUGGUAACCACUUCAGUUAAAGUAUAGUAUGUUCAAGUUGUUUUUUUUUUUAAGUCAUGUAUUAGAAGUAUAUCCUAUGCUUUUAUGAUUCUAUGCAGUUUCUGAAAAUAUGCAUAGAAGCUGUCUCUUAUCUAAUAUAUUGUUUUAAUUGAUUACCUAGAUUGAGAAGGCAAACAAAAAGCUAUAAAUAUAAAAUGCCCUUUUUAUUUUGAAUGGUUUCAGAGUUGAACACUAGUAUAAUCUGCUGCUGACUUUUCUUAAACCACGACAAGUAAAGAUAUCCAUAUGUGCGUAUUAACUGGUAAAAUAUUUGUCAAUCUUACUGCACAGACUUAUUUGCGAUAUUAACUGGUUAUUUUUUUUUUUUUUUUAAUGAAACUAGUACUGUCUGUGCCCUCACAGGAAAUUGUCAACAGUUUUUAAGAACUAAACUAUUCAUGUUUAAUCAGAUAAUCCAUGUAGGGGGUGGGGGUGGUGGGGUUCUUUUUUGAAUCAAAAUGUUAUUCAAUUAUUAACUAAGUUACUUACUUUUGAUUUCAAAAGCAGCUGUGUUUCUGAUGAAUACUGAACAAAUGUGUGUAAUUUUCUGUGCCAGACUUUUGACUUUGUUUUCAAGCACUGUAACGUGGGAUGGAUGGUUAGAAACAAUAAUAUAUUAGGGUUUCUAUUUAACCCUUUCAGGACUGAACUGUAUUUCCUUUUAUUAAUUUUUCCCUGUGUUGUGAUAAAUGUUUGCCAGCAUUCAGUACUGUGUUGGUCCAGAUGUAGGUUUAUAUGCUCAUUUUUAGCUUAUUUCUUGUACCUUGCAGCAUGCUCUACGCAUUCAGUCCUUAAGGGGUUUAUUUUACAAACUGUGCGCCUGUAAGGUUUAUUAGCAAUAAGAUAGAAGAUUGAGCAAGUUUAUACCAUAAUUUUGUAGAAAAAGGAAUCUGCUCAGUUCCAUAUUUCAUCCAUGAGAAACCUGCAAUACGGGCAGUUUCAAGAAAUAAAUAAAAAGGAAAUGUAAACCA
Molecule: messenger RNA, 5607 nt
Organism: Capra hircus (goat)
Lineage: Eukaryota; Metazoa; Chordata; Mammalia; Artiodactyla; Bovidae
Gene: RBPJ
Product: recombination signal binding protein for immunoglobulin kappa J region
Exons: 11
Coding region: 15-1517 (500 amino acids)
Biological process (GO): Notch signaling pathway; regulation of transcription by RNA polymerase II
Cellular component (GO): nucleus; MAML1-RBP-Jkappa- ICN1 complex
Molecular function (GO): DNA-binding transcription activator activity, RNA polymerase II-specific; RNA polymerase II cis-regulatory region sequence-specific DNA binding
Source: RefSeq, a predicted model, not a curated record